AUUGUGUUUUCUCUUGUGGUUUUUCUUCCUUCCGGCCGGGUGCUCUAAAAUCAGUUUGAUGUCACUCAGUGCAGCUUGGUAUUGGAACUGUCUUGUAAUGGAUUUGCUUUUACAGUGAUUUUAAUUAUUUUGAGCAUAGAGACAGAGUCCAAUAAAGGAAGUAUCAUUGGUAGCACCUAAUUUUUUCUUGCUCAGCUGGAAACUUACCUGUUUGAAUAUCUGGGUGGCAAUAUCUGCAUUACCUUUCUGCUGUGUGUGUUGACAUCUUGGAUAGUAUUAUUUGUUUGGGUCUUUUCGCCUUUGGGUCUUCGUGGUUCUGACCAUUCGUGGAACCUGUGCAACUCCUCUGUGAGCACGGUGGCAAAGGCAGUGUGAAGAUUGAUGUACGGUUCCUUCUGGUCUUUAGUCUUGGUGUUUUUUUGCUUCAGUAUGGCACAGCCUCAGCAAGUGGGAGGUACAGAUGAAAAAGAGAAGACCACUGCCUUGAAAGAUCUGCUUUCUAGAAUAGACUUGGACGAGUUAAUGAAAAAAGAUGAGCCCCCACUUGAGUUUCCUGAUACCCUAGAGGGGUUUGAAUAUACAUUCAAUGAAAAUGGACAACUCAGACACAUUAAAACUGGAGAACCCUUUGUGUUUAACUUCCGGGAAGACUUGCACAGAUGGAACCAGAAGCGAUAUGAAGCUCUUGGAGAGAUUAUUACAAAGCAUGUCUAUGAGCUGCUGGAGAAGGAGUGUGAUCUGGAGAAAGUGUAUUUGCCAAUAGAUGCCAGUGAAAGUGAACCAAAAAGUUUUAUUUUCAUAAGCAAAGAUGCAAAGACAAACCCGGACAAAAUGUUGGUUUUAAUCCACGGCAGCGGAGUGGUGAGAGCGGGGCAAUGGGCACGAAGACUUAUAAUUAAUGAGGAUCUAGAUAGUGGAACUCAAAUACCUUAUAUCAAGAGAGCAAUAAAGGAAGGCUAUGCAGUCAUCGUGAUGAAUCCAAACGAAAACUACAUUGAAGUGGAAAAAAGCAAAACUCAAGCACAACAGCCAUCACCAGACAGCUCAGACGAACCCGCAGAAAAGAGGGAAAGGAGGGAGAGAACUCCAAAAGAGACCAAGAAACGAAGAGACUUUUAUGAGAAAUAUAGAAACCCGCAAAAGGAAAAGGAGACAAUGCAGCUAUUCAUCAGAGAUAAUGGCUCUCCAGAAGAACAUGCCUUAUAUGUAUGGGAUAACUUCAUUUCAAAGGCGGCAGCUGAGAAUGUGUUUUUUGUUGCUCACAGUUAUGGAGGGCUUGCUUUUGUGGAGCUGAUGAUUCAACGUGAAGCUGAAGUAAAACAUAAAGUUACUGCUGUAGCCCUGACAGAUUCUGUCCAUAAUGUAUGGCAUCAAGAAGCCAGUAAAACGAUUCGAGAAUGGAUGAGAGAGAAUUGUUGUAAUUGGGUAUCGAGCAGUGAGCCACUCGACACAUCAGUGGAGUCCAUGUUGCCAGACUGCCCACGCGUUUCUGCAGGAACAGAGCGGCAUGAGCUGACAUCUUGGAAGAGUUUCCAGUCUAUCUUUAGGUUCUUCACCGAAGCCCUAGAAGCCAAGAACAGCAAAAGCAAGCCAGCAUCUAGCAGGCGCUCCAGCAGAAUAAAGCACGAGGAGCUUUAAGAGGGGGCUAUGAAGCAAGCCCUCCCAGGCUCUCCCCAUGCCUGGUUUUUAAGUCUCUCCAUCCCUCAUUAGAUUGUUUUCUUCCUAGAGCACAGGGUCAUGAUGUAUACAUUUAAAUAGCGUUUUGCAUUAUUUCUAGAUGAGUGCAACUGUCAAAGCAAUAUGGGUUCACUGGUUGUGCUUCCUGUGGACUGCUGCUUGGAUUUUGUGCUGCCCAUCAGAGCACAGAUUAAGGCUGACAGCAGUACUGCACAGUGCAGCAUGGUGCAGCUCUAAUUGCCCUGACACAGCCCUGUACUGAGCUCAUGUCACAGCUUGUCUGCUACCCCAGUACCCUGGGCUUGCUCACUCUUUACCUCUAUUACCUAUUAUACUUAACCCUUUUGUGCUGGCUGGGAUCUCAAUGCCUUUACAAAAGAAGGACGAAAACCCAUUUUAAACCUAUAUGUUUUCUAUCAUUUAUACCUUUUACAAGAGCAUUUUUUUUCUUUUAAUCCAAUUUUAAAAAGCCUAUGUUUAAACAUCACUGGCUGGGAGCUUAGCAAAGUAUUGCAGCUUUCUGGCAGUCAAGAGGGGGUAACUUUGAUAAUUAAAUGGACAGCAAAUUGCUAUGGAUUUACCCCUCCUCCUAUAAAAUGGUAAUGUUUAUGACAUCAUAGGUACCAAUUUUCCAAUCAUGGUUUGAGACACUUUAUUUAGAUGCGCUCAGACAUUUUUAGAAUUUUAACCCUUCCCUUGUGCAUGGUAUUAUAUAGCAGCUUAGAGUAUCACCAUAGUAAUUGUUUUUCAGUAAUAUCAGUUCAUACCUGCCUGUAUAUAGGGAUUGGGGAUUUGUAACUUUUAAUGAGUUACAUCAUUAUCAGUCUAUUUCUACACUAUGAAAUACUGUGAACUUCAGCCUGUAUUUUAGUGUAAACUUCAUAAGUUUUCGGAUGGAUUAAAAAAUAAAAAUAAAAUACUUAUGGAUGUUAAUCAUUUUUUUACUGUAAAUCAAAUGAUCUAUUUUAAGAUAGGAAUGAGGUUGCUUAAUUUUUUUUAAUUAUUAGAUAUAGUAUAUUGGGAUCAUGGGGAAAAAACAAACAGAAAUUGCUGAAUUUAACUUCCAUUGGUACUGUAGGGCCAGACCUACUAAACUAGCUGAAACCAAGUGUGUUGCUUAGCUACUGAGAAACGUAUAAGUAGUCUGAUCCAUGUUAAUAAGACUAUAAAUAUUUCAUUAUUUGUAUUUGUAUCUCCUCUGGUUUAGGGCCAAUGACCUCUAUUUCCAUGGGAAGGCAAAUCUUAAAAUACAGAAUCAUUUUCUUUCUACCUAAUUUUGCAAAAAUUGUAUUUCACCCUCCAGCUUGCCCUUAUGCUAUCUGGAUUAUUUUCUUACCAAUUGAAACACUGUGAACAGUAGAUGCAAAAAUCUAUCAUUUGGGAAGUAGAGUUAUUUUUAAAUCUAAAAUCAUUUUUAUAUGUGUUUUGGAUUCAUAAAUAAAAUUUAGAGAUAUAUUUGCACACUAUCAAUUCUCAGCAUUUUAUGUAUAAAUAUGAAUUGUUUAUUGUAACAUGAAUAAACCCUUUUAAUAUUAAGUGUUAGAUAUCAUUUCCAUAUUUGUAAGUGAGGAGUUCACAGAAUCAGUGUAUUUCAAGAACAGAUUUUAAAUUAAAAUGAUAUAUCUAUGGUAAUUAUAUUAUAUACUUGCCUCUUUAUAGUGGAUCAGAACAAAUUAAUGUAGCAGUAAAGACAUUUUUUUUUAAAAAUGUGACCAUCAUUUUAAAUCCUUAUGUAUUUCUUUGGUUAAUGACAAAAAAAAUGCAAAUUGAGUUAAUAUUUUACAUUAUAGAGGACAAGUUUACAUUAUAUAUUUUAUAUACAAAAAACAUAUGUGGGUGUGUGUAUAUAUAACCUAUAACUAAGUAACAGAACAGUGUAUCUAAAUCAAGUGACUGUGACUCCUCACAAACCCAUCCUAAGUUGAAUUAUUUUCCUCCUGUCAAGUUUAUACUGACUUAUUUUUUUGUUAUGGCUUCCAAUAAAUAUGAUUAUUUCUUUUUAAACAGAACCAUGAUCUAUUAUUUGAAUACAACUAAAGGCCAUGUUCUUUUUGUCUGUUUACAUAAUCUUACACAAUAUAUAUAUAUAUAUAUAUAUAUAUAUAUAUAUAUAUAUAUAUAUAUAUAUUAAUUUUCAUUUCAAAAGUCACACAUUUUAGCUUGUUUUUAUCAAUUUAAUGAUUUGAUUAAAAAAAAUGAAAUGUAGAAAUAUUUGGUAUUUUGACUACAUCACUUUUUGUAUGUCCCUUACUCAUGCUCUUGAUUGAAUUGUGAGAAAUGUUUCUGUUACAAUUUGUAAAGCACAGGAGGUUCUUAAACAUUGUAUAUUUCUGUUUACACUUAAUAAAACCUUUGCUCUUGUAA
Molecule: messenger RNA, 4041 nt
Organism: Bombina bombina (fire-bellied toad)
Lineage: Eukaryota; Metazoa; Chordata; Amphibia; Anura; Bombinatoridae
Gene: ARB2A
Product: family with sequence similarity 172 member A
Exons: 11
Coding region: 382-1638 (418 amino acids)
Biological process (GO): regulatory ncRNA-mediated heterochromatin formation
Cellular component (GO): nucleus
Molecular function (GO): siRNA binding
Source: RefSeq, a predicted model, not a curated record